CUUUUCUCCUGUUCUUCUCCUUCUUCCCUUCCUUGUCCUCUGUCAGUUAUCAAUAAAAUCAAAACAGAAAGUUUCAGUCUUUCGCCAUACACAAUUUCGGAGAAAAACCGGUUCCCAGAUUUCCCUCUGCGUGCGCCACGUCACCCCUGUUCCCUUUCCCCUUGCUUUCUCGACUCAAGCCCCAUGAUGAUGGUGGUGGUGAUGAUGGAACAAUUAUUGCGGGACUGAAGUGAAAAGAUCGAUUGGUCGAACAACCAUUCAAUUCAAUGGUUCGAUCGAUUCUGGCGACUCAUCCAACUGGGUCUUCGUCUUCCGAUGCUCUCGUCAAAGUGAGCCUUAUCUUCACUACUCUCCUUCAACACUCGGUCCUUCUCUCUUUGUGAUAUAGUACCUGUUCACCUCACCCUUUUUUCGACAAUUGAGGGUAGCCACUGUGUGUGCUUUAUGUGUCCUUCCUGUUUCCUUAGUAAAAAGGUUGAUAUAUGCUAUUUAGAGUUGGUUUCUUCUUGUCUCACUCUCUCUCAGAGUCAACAUUUAAGACCUGGAGCAGGAGCUUGCAAAUUGUUUUCUCAAUAAGUUGCUUCUAGUUUAUUCAAUUUAUACAUCUUUAGAACAUCAAUUGGAUGUUUAGAUGCAAUAGCUGAAUAUGGUGCAACUGCAAUUCAGUGAUAUGGGCACCAUUGGUGGUCAGCAGAUGUGCAAAUAGGACCAACUCUGUUUGGUGGUAUUCUUCUUAUUGAAUUCGUCACUAAGCAAUUGGUGAUGAAUAUGAUGAAAAUUUGGCAGAAGAUUAAUUUUGGGAUCAUUAUGUCUCAACAACAGGGGCUGACUGGCUGAGGGCGGACAAUUUACAAUUUUGAUUCUGAGUUUAGCAUAGAGCUGGAGGGAGUUUUUCCUGAAUUAGCAUUGUCCAAAUGGCUCCAGGAGGCACCACCUGCAAGGAAGAGAUAACAUUUACGGAUUGUGAUACAAUGACAUUCAGUGCCGACUCGAGCGCCCCUUUUAGAAAAGCAGCCCCUCUGUCAGGUGGAAGUCUUGGGACAUCAACUGGCAAUGUGCAGGACUUACUAGAAUGUCCUGUCUGCAUGAAUCUCAUUUACCCUCCAAUUUACCAGUGUCCCAAUGGUCAUACACUAUGCGAGAAAUGCAAAGCAAGAGUCCGUAACUCAUGCCCUACUUGUCGUGGGGAACUUGGAAACAUAAGGUGCUUGGCACUCGAGAGAGUUGCCGAGUCGCUGGAAGUUCCUUGCAAGUACCAGCAUUUUGGCUGUUAUGAGAUAUUUCCUUACUAUAGCAAGCAAAGCCAUGAAAAGAGCUGCAAAUACCGUCCCUAUGGCUGCCCUUAUGCUGGAGCUGAAUGUUCUGUCACUGGAGACAUCCCACAGCUCGUCAUGCACCUCAAGAAUGAUCACAAGGUUGACAUGCAUGAUGGGUGUACCUUCAAUCAUAGAUAUGUGAAGUCCAAUCCCCAAGAAAUUGACAAUGCUACAUGGAUGUUAACUGUCUUCAAUUGCUUUGGCCGGCAGUUCUGCUUACACUUUGAGGCUUUUCGACUGGGGAUGGCACCAGUUUACAUGGCUUUCCUGAGAUUCAUGGGCACUGAAGAUGAGGCAAGACAGUUUAGUUACACCUUAGAAGUCGGUGGGAAUGGCAGAAAGCUGAUAUGGCAAGGAAUACCGAGGAGCAUCCGGGAUAGCCAUAAGAAAGUUCGAGACAGCCAGGACGGAUUAAUCAUUCAGAGAAACUUGGCACUCUUCUUCUCUGGUGGGGAUAGACAAGAGCUAAAGCUUAAGCGCAACAUUGCCUUCGCUGCUGCCUGCUGCAUUGUCAUGCAAACAAAGAGAUCAAGAUUUUGGUGGCUGGACCAUUCGGGAAGUGAAGAAUAUAAGCUUAAGACAGGGAAAAAGGCGGUGAUGUAG
Molecule: messenger RNA, 1919 nt
Organism: Linum tenue
Lineage: Eukaryota; Viridiplantae; Streptophyta; Magnoliopsida; Malpighiales; Linaceae
Source: the annotation of a GenBank genome assembly